CUGUGAGGCGUCACACGCUCAGCUGUCCGGCCACUGUUGACAGUAAUGGAAGGUAGAGUAACCAGAGGCAGUGGGAGAAGAGGUGGCCGCGGUGGAAACGACGGCAACAGUUUUGGCGAUGAACGCCGAGGGAGAGGAGGCCACCACCGCGAGCGGGGUAAACGAGAACAUCAUCGCGGCCGUGGACGCGGAGGAGGCGCCCAUGCUGCUGAAUCCCAUCAGCGGGACCAAGAUGAAGGGGACAGUUAUCAGGAGGACGAUAAUAGCACACAGGUGUUCUCCAGGAGAAAGCUGGAGUCAAACUGGGACCGGUACGAGGAGUCGGAGAGGCCAGAGCCGGAUGAUGACACGCCUACUCAGAGAGGAACAGACUUUCAUGUUUUGCUGGCCUCAGCAGGGGAUUCGUUCACGCAUUUCCGGUUUGCAGAAGAAAAAGAAUGGGAGAUGGACCAGCUUGAUAUCAGUCAGAUGGCAGGGAUUGUUUUGGACCUCCCAGCUCUUACCCAGAUUCUUCAAGAAGUGCCUUUGCAUCAGAAGCUCGACCUGGAGCCCGAGCUGAUUCAGGUCUCAGCACCAGUAGAGCUGCCCAGUAUGACUCUAGCACCUAAACAGGAAGUGCCAAAAAUGUCCAAAUUCACACCUCCAUCCACAGCUUCAAAAAGCCUCAGCAUCAGCCAGAAAGUCCCCGUGGAUGCAAACCCAGUGGGGGGCUCAGGCUCACAGCUUUCUUCCUCGGCUGCUGCUACUGAGACUCUGGUGGAUGAUGCUGACGAAGAGCUGGACAAGCUGCUCAACUUACAGAAACCAGCGUCAGGUGAUGUAGGAAACGAGCCUGUCAGUGGUGCAGAAAUGGAGAGUGCUGUUACAGAGAAGGAAUGUGAGGAAGUGAAAGACGUGACAGCAAAGCCAAUGGAGGUGGUGAAGGACAAAGACAUCGCACCUCCACAGUCUGCGCCCAGCAAACAGGAAAUGACUGAGGAAGACCUGGAGGACUGGCUCGACAGCAUGAUCUCCUGACCCUCAGGGAACGUGGUUAUGGCAGUUCAAUCGCUUCAACUUCCAUCCUUUGAAAAAUUACGUCCACCUGGAAGUUUGAUGCUAAAGUUUGAUGCUUCCUCGUUUCACAUGGACCUGCCCCCCCCCUGUGCUGUAAGAGAGGCAAUAUGUUUUGUUUUGGAGGUGUAGAGGUUGGGACAGUACAUCUCGAACAUUUGUGAGUGUAUGUCAAAACGUUCCUGGAGCACACCCUGUUUCAGAGAGAAUUCUCUGUUCCCUGUGAAAGUUUGACUCUGGAGUGUUUUGCUUCAGAGGAUUGGUGACAGACGGGUAGUGAAAGAGGUCACAGACGACAAGUUUGGUUCACUGCGUCACUUACUUUAUUCAUUUCCUCCCCCUCAUCAAAAAAGAAAUGCAGUUUACCAAAGCUACUACAUACAUAUAAAUGGCCAGACAAGAGCGGGUAACCAGUUUGUCGUCAAUAAAUUCCCGAACCAAGUUUUGCUGUUUAAUUGUCCGUUUGUUGUGGGGUUCCUCUACUGUAGAAACAAGUGCAGGUGGGAAGGACACCACAGUUCAGGAACAAAACCAAACUAAGCAACAUUUACACAAGAAUCAUCUAGAUAUUAUACAACAAAUAUUUCUUUUUCUUUCUUUCUUUUUUUUUUAAAUGUAAAAGCCCAAAACUAGCUUUACCUAAAUUUGCUUAUAGCUAAUCCAGAACAGAGCACUGCUUGUGUUAGGAGGGGCAAAAAUGAUAUUUUUUUCUCUUUUGCAUAGUUUUUUUUUUCAUAAGGCACAUCGGCACUUGAUAAACACCUAAAGUGAGAGUUGUGUCUGGUCCUGGAAGAACCAUCUUCAUGUCAUCAGACAGGUUUGAACCAGCUUUGAAAGGCAAAUCAGGUCUCACUCAUUGGAUGUUAACUAGAUCAUUACUAGCAGCACACAUCCAUUCACUUGUGGUUUGGGUAGGAAGUGACAGUAACAUCCUGGCGCUAAUCUAGAAAUUGUGCAUAUUCCGACAUUCAGUUGUCAUGCUGUAACCCUUCACAAUUAUCAGAUGUCUACAAACAACAAAUUGUGCAGCAGGUUGGGGUUAAGCAAGUGAAAAAAGGCAAUGUGAAUCAGAAUUAAAAGAAUUAUUUGCAUAAAAGAGGCGUAGUGGCAGGAGGCUAUUUCAGUAACAACGAAGAACACGCAAACCCGAAAUGUCCAAUCGUCAGUUGUAAAUCUUAGAGUCGUUAUGUUUUGCGUUUGUGUCAGAAUUCAGAUUUUUUUUUUUCCUCUUUACAUUUUUCGACACUAUGACAGUGUGUGUUCUGGUAACAGGGUGAAGUCAAGUUCAAUGUCUUUUUUCCAGGUAGAAGCAAAGUGGAGAUUGGGGUUCAGAGCAGCAGACGAGGCGGCCCGCUCUAACCCAGCUGGUCCUCAUAUUGCUUACGGAAGCAGUCUCCAGUGGGGAAGAAGUCCCAGCAUCUCUCCUGGUACAUCUUCCACACGUAUGACUCCUGAAAAGGGAAGGGAAUGAUUUAAAGGGGCCACGACUGCACAUAGUUUUGGUUAUACUCAUUCACAGUUAACUGUUUCGAGUAAUAUGGCGAGAUCUCUUUGUACUGUUCAGUCUUGCUGACCUCAGUCCUCAGAAAACUGUUAGGGCCAGAUUUACCUACAAUCUGCGUCAUCACAAAAACCUCCUUUGGCUUUAAGAAGCUACUGUCGUGCUU
This is a messenger RNA of Neolamprologus brichardi, 2720 nucleotides long. RefSeq names its product apoptosis and caspase activation inhibitor (gene aven). Gene Ontology annotation, biological process: negative regulation of G2/M transition of mitotic cell cycle. NCBI's taxonomy places the organism in Eukaryota, Metazoa, Chordata, Actinopteri, Cichliformes, Cichlidae. The record is from RefSeq and is a predicted model, not a curated record.